Messenger RNA from Nymphalis io (European peacock), 1798 nucleotides. It is a transcript of the gene DCTN2-p50, whose product is annotated as dynactin subunit 2. Lineage: Eukaryota; Metazoa; Arthropoda; Insecta; Lepidoptera; Nymphalidae. Gene Ontology annotation, biological process: mitotic spindle organization. Gene Ontology annotation, cellular component: dynactin complex; centrosome; cytoplasm. The coding region runs from base 112 to 1224 and encodes 370 amino acids. The record is from RefSeq and is a predicted model, not a curated record. The transcript is spliced from 9 exons.
AGUUUCUGACGAAUCUGACGUCAUCUUUACUAAAUAAAGAUAUACAUUGUAGAAAUAUAAGAGAAAAAGAAAUAAAACAGGAUUGUAUCUACAUCUUAUUACCAUUACAAAAUGGCAGAUCCAAAAUAUGAAAACCUUCCCGGCAUCGCUUACGACCAACCCGAUAUUUAUGAAACCGGUGAUUUGCCCGAAGCUGAUCAACCUGAACCAUACGAAGAAGAAGACAAUGAAAGCAUUGAACAAUUACAUCUCUCAGUGAAAGAUUCGUUCAAUAAGUUUAAAGGGAAGUUUCUUACGGGGAAUGUUGAUUUUUCCGAUAGAUUAAGCAGAAAAAAUCGUAUCGGUUAUAGGUCUGGUGAAUGGGAACUGGCUGCCGAGGGUGAGCCUGAAACAACAUUGGAACGCUACAAUAGACUUCGCUGUGAGUUUUCCGAGUUGCUAGAACAAAUAGCAGAACAACAAAACAAAGCUACAGAAAGUGAAAAGGAAGAGCAUUCAAAAUUGGCAUCUCAAAUAAACACAACAAAGAAACUCCUAGAAGAACUGAAGCUGGAAGAAGGAGAACAAGUCGAUCCUAAGGCUGAAAAAUUAAGUGAGUACCUGAGCACAAAUGGCAAGAAGAAACAGGGUGAAGUUGUAAUCGCCCAUCUGAAACUUAAGCCAGAGGUCACCCUUGCACAAACCACCAGGGUAGCACAAUUAGAACACAGAUUACAUAAGCUUGAACAAGCGGCUGGUGUGAGGGAUGAAGAAGCAUUCCGCAGGUUGCAGGCUGCAACAGGAGAGGCAACAUUAUGUGGAGCGGCAGCAACUUUAGCUAAUCAAGCUACUUUACUUCGCCCUAUGGAUUUAGCUGCGGCUGAAGCUAGAGUCACGUCACUCCUUACUAAUGUAGAAGCCUUGAAGGCUGCUGUUAAACCAGCUGAACCGGAAGUCGAAGCCAAGGUAAAGGAAUUACAUAAACUAUUGAAACAAAUAGAUGGUGUAUCACAUUCCGAAAUCUUAGAGCGAAUGGAGGCACUUGAAGCUCUCCAUAAUCAAGCAAGUAACUUUGGAAAGUCAUUAACAGAGUUAGAAACACUACAAAGCACUAUAGCCAGUGGUGUUCAAAAUAAUAAAGAGCUACUCCAAGGAGUCCAAGAAGUAUUCGCUCAUAAUAUUGACAGUCUUCAAAAAGAAAUAAAAAAGUUGGAUGGGAGAAUCAGUAAACUAGCUACUGCAUGAUGAUACAAAAAUGUUUAGAUGUGCUUAAAAUUGAUUUUUUAUCUGUAGUGAGGGCUGCAAUGAAUAAAGUUAUUGAUAUUAUAUUAACAUAGGAACAUAAAGAGUAAUUUGGUGAGCGUAAGCAUUAAGAGACGAAUAUACCAGUUACAAUCGCUAUCCUUGAUCGCGCCUAUUCCACCUUGCGUUGCGCUGUGGAAAGUUCAUUUUAUAAAAAAAAAAUUAAAUAAAUGAUUUGUAUUGUGUCAUAUUUUAAACACUUAUAAUAUUAUUAUAUUACGUUAAAAACUUGAUUUGUAGCUGCUGUUUCCAUUGUCAAAUUGACUCCCGUUGGUUGUUAAUCAUGCUUUGAAAGGCAUUAUUUGGAUACUAUUAUAUACAUCUCAAAUGACUUCCAUUCCACAAUUUAAAAUUUACUUGUAAUCUCACAUUUUAUACUUCUUAAAUAACCACAGAAUUCAUUUAUUAUAUUAUUGUAUAUAUGCCCUUGUGAUGAAUAUAACCAGUAUUCGUUAAAGGGCAUUAGGUAGACUGCUUAAAUAAUUAAUUUAUUAAAAAAUAAAGCAAUUAUUUCAAA